AUGGCCGAGCCGCGCUUUUCUGGAGCAUGCGUUCCUGGAAAGGUAGGCCUUCGAGGCGUAGCUUCUUUCAUGGUUGUAUGCGGUCAUCUCUGUACUGCCUUUGUGCCAUGGCUACACCAGCCUGCCCAGAAUGCUAAGACUGCACCGCACCUCUUCCAACUUCCCUACUUCCGCCUCGCCGUCGGUGGCCGCAGCGCCGUCGCUCUCUUCUUCCUCGUCACAGGAUACGUAAACUCGAUAGGCCCUAUUGGAAAGUCGCGUGCUGGCAACCACGAUGCUGCCUUUUACGGCAUUGCGCGGAGCGCUCUCGCGCGCUCGGGAAGGCUCAUUCUCCCCACCAUGGCGGCAACUUUUAUUACCUGGUUCAUGGCGAAUACAAACGCAUACCAUAUGACCAAGCACGUUGAUGCGCAGUGGAUACGACAGGGCUGGCAUCGACAGGAGCCUACGCUAUGGCAGGCUUUCUGUUCGCUCUUCAAGGCCCAAACGGAAACGUGGACAACGGGUUGGGAUGAGUACGACGGUACACAAUGGACACUGCAUUUGUUUCUAGAAGGCGCUUUUCUGGUAUACACCACGAUGCUCGCCACCGUUCUGGUGAAGCCAAAGGCCCGAUUCGUCGUCUACGCAGUCAUGUACAUCUACUUCUGGCAAGUUGGCAAGGAACUCACCGUCGGCUCCAUCAAAGGCCUCAACAUCGUCACAGGCAUGUUCGUAGCCGAACUCCACAACCACUACAAAGACGCCGCCACAACGGUCCUCCCCGCCCCCAUACCCACGAUCAUGAUUCUCUGCGGCAUGUUCAUGGCAGGUUUCCCGCAAGACUCCUUCGCCAACGCCCGCUGGUCCCACACCAUGGCGAUGAUAAUGAAGAGCCUCACCGCCGAAAAAACCGACAUCCGCCGCUACUGGGACCACCUCGGCGCCGCCACCGUCCUCCUCGGCAUCUUCUUCUCCCGCAACGCGCGCAAGAUCCUCUCCUCGCCCGUCUUCAACUUCCUCGGCCGCGUCAGCUUUCCGGUCUACCUGCUCCACAACACGUUUAUCAAAACGGUGCUUACGUGGAUGAUCUACCUCCCCUCGGCCAUGAAUCCGCCGGUGAAUGAAAAGGGCGAGCAGAUGGAUCUGCAGCGUGCCUCGAUCCCUCACAUGCUCGUUGCUAUUGCCAUGUUUUACUACAUCUUGUAUCGCUCCGCUGCGCUAUGGGUCAAAUACGUGGACCCUGUUUGUGCGAAUCUCGUCAAUGCGGCGACCAAGUGGGCGUAUGGGGAACCCAUGCAACAGAAGGAGACUCGGCCGAUUCUGGAAAAUGGCGCGGCGGACAAAAAUGUGUUGUUGCCUUCAUGA
This is a messenger RNA of Pyrenophora tritici-repentis Pt-1C-BFP, 1347 nucleotides long. RefSeq names its product Acyl-transf-3 multi-domain protein. Gene Ontology annotation, cellular component: membrane. NCBI's taxonomy places the organism in Eukaryota, Fungi, Ascomycota, Dothideomycetes, Pleosporales, Pleosporaceae. Gene Ontology annotation, molecular function: acyltransferase activity, transferring groups other than amino-acyl groups. Gene Ontology annotation, biological process: polysaccharide biosynthetic process. The record is from RefSeq and is a predicted model, not a curated record.